This is a messenger RNA of Gaeumannomyces tritici R3-111a-1, 1035 nucleotides long. RefSeq lists its product as hypothetical. NCBI's taxonomy places the organism in Eukaryota, Fungi, Ascomycota, Sordariomycetes, Magnaporthales, Magnaporthaceae. The transcript is spliced from 9 exons. Bases 1 to 1035 code for a protein of 344 amino acids. The record is from RefSeq and is a predicted model, not a curated record.
AUGGUGCUCCAAGUGCUUGCUUGCGGGAGGGCCGGUCCUGGUCAAAAAGAGGGGCAGGAGCUAGGCAAGCAACGGCCUAGCAUCGAUGAUGGGUACCCGGUCGCGAUCGCGGCGAAAAACGGCUUUUCGGUUCAAAUGAGCACUGCUAAACAGACUCGACUCCGGGCUUGGCUCAGAAUUGAUGACAUGAGGCGUAACUUGGUCCCCAUCUGCAGGGGCUGGGUUGCGGCUCUGCUUCCCGCUCUUUCGACCGGCCAGGGGGUGGUCAAGCAGGAAAUCAAGCAGGCGGGACGGAAGCGCGCGGCAGGGCCGCCCGCCCCGAAGCCAAAAACAACAGGCAAGGCUGGCUGGCUGGCUGGCUGGCCGCCGCCGGCGGCAGAGACGGAGCAGCCUGCGAGGAGUAAGAAACAGCGAGAUAAAAUUAGAGCCAAAGGAAAUUGCUACUGGGAUUCCGGCGGCGAAGCAACGCCUUGGUGGUUCUGCCGCUCAUCUGCUGGCAACACGGACGAUGGUUGCGCCGAAUCCGGCGGGCUGCACGCCAUAGGCAGGCAGGCAGGCAGGCAGCAGAGGGAGAAGAGAAAUUCAUGCCCAUCGUAUUGCUCCCUCUUCCCCGUCGUAUUGCCGAAGCAGGACCGGAAGCGAAGCACAAAAGGCGGGUGGCGCCUCAUUCGUGGCGGGCUCUCUGAUCGGAUCGGCCGCGAGCCAACCGACGCAGGACACAGCAUACACAGGACCUCUGCAUCUAAUAGUGCCGGGGAAGAAAGGAAGGAAGCAUGCGAGUGUCGGCGCAAAAAGACUCACAGGGAGCCUAGGUGUGUAUGUGUAGUGAUAUGGGUAGGAAUGGUUGCGGACGGCUGUGAUUUUUCGUUGUAUUAUCCCGAGACAACCCCCGCCAAUGAGAUGCCAACAGGAGUGGACGUAUACAUCCCAGCCAUCUCCGCUAAGGGGGGAUUAGAGCCACACUCCCUGACGCUGACGCCCUGCGAAGAGAUAGCGGCGGCUGGCCGCACAGCCCAGUGCCUCGCCCGACGAUAG